CACCAAACUAGGGACCAAAAUAACUCUGACUCUGUUUCCCUACUCUCCCAGCAGACAACAUCCCCUUAAGUGAGGCGCUAUCAUUCCAACCUGAAUCACUUAAAGUGUUCCUAAUUGCAGGCCUCUGGUGAACUGUAACCACCAUGUGACAAGCCGACCCGACCGAGCCACCUGUACACCGAAGUUGAGCCUGGUCACAGCUCAGGAGGCCCUAGAAGCUCCUGGAGCAAGCAUGAAAACUGGCCGGUCACUGCUGUUUUGAAAGACCCAAACAUCUUCGAACAGGUUUGCAUGUGGGUAGCUCUUAGAAUACCUUGACCUGCUCACGAGGAAAUACUCCUUUCCUGGGUUUCCUGAUUCCCCACUCAGCCAUGAGCCAACCAGACUUUGCUGAUGACCCAGAUCCCAGCCCUGAGCCCCUGUGCAUGGUGUGUGGACAAAACCACUCCCCAGAGGAGAACCACUUCUACACAUACACGGAAGAUGUAGAUGAUGACCUCAUAUGCCACAUCUGCCUACAAGCAUUGCUGGACCCUCUGGACACCCCAUGCGGGCAUACCUACUGCACCCUGUGUCUCACGAACUUUCUGGUGGAGAAAGACUUCUGCCCUGUGGAUCGCAAGCCUGUGGUUCUGCAGCACUGCAAGAAAUCCAGCAUCCUGGUCAACAAGCUUCUCAAUAAGCUGCUGGUCACCUGCCCUUUCAUGGAGCACUGCACUGAGGUGCUGCAGCGCUGUGAUCUCCAGCAUCACUUCCAGACAAGCUGCAAAGGUGCCUCCCACUAUGGCCUGACCAAGGACAGGAAAAGGCGCUCCCAAGAUGGCUGUCCCGAUGGCUGUGCUAGCCUCACAGCGACAACACUCUCCCCAGAGGUCUCUGCAGCUGCCACCAUCUCUUUAAUGACCGAUGAGCCUGGCCUGGACAACCCUGCCUACAUGUCCUCGGUGGAGGACGGUGAGCCAGUGACCAACUCCUCAGACUCUGGCCGAAGCAACCGAGCUAAGGCACGGCCCUUUGAGCGCUCCACUAUGCGAAGCCGAUCCUUCAAAAAGAUCAACAGAGCCCUGAGUGUUCUCCGGAGGACGAAGAGUGGGAUUGCCGUUGUCAACCACGCUGACCAGGGCAGGGAAAACUCUGAGAACGCCACUGUCCCCGAAGUCUUCCCAAGGUUGCACCACCUGAUUCCAGAUGGCGAAAUCACAAGCGUCAAGAUCAACCGAGCGGAUCCCAGCGAAAGCCUCUCCAUUAGGCUGGUGGGAGGCAGCGAAACACCUCUGGUCCACAUCAUCAUCCAGCACAUUUAUCGGGAUGGAGUGAUUGCCAGAGAUGGGCGGCUGCUCCCAGGAGACAUCAUCCUCAAGGUCAAUGGAAUGGACAUCAGCAACGUCCCUCAUAGCUAUGCCGUGAGGCUCUUGCGGCAGCCCUGCCAGGUGCUGCGGCUCACGGUGCUGCGGGAGCAGAAGUUCCGAGGCAGAAGCAACGGACAAGCACUGGACUCCUAUGGGCCGCGGGACGACAGCUUCCAUGUAAUUCUCAACAAGAGCAGCCCCGAGGAGCAGCUGGGCAUAAAGCUGGUGCGCAGGGUGGACGAACCCGGGGUGUUCAUCUUCAACGUGCUGAAUGGCGGCGUCGCCCACCGACACGGCCAGCUGGAGGAGAAUGACCGUGUGCUGGCUAUCAAUGGGCACGACCUUCGCUUUGGCAGCCCAGAGAGUGCGGCUCAUCUGAUUCAGGCCAGCGAAAGACGUGUCCACCUUGUCGUGUCCCGCCAGGUUCGACAGCCCAGCCUGGACAUCUUUCAAGAAGCUGGCUGGAUCAGCAAUGGCCAGCAGUCCCCAGGCACAGGGGAGAGGAACAUGGUUUUUAAGCCCCUCCAUCCUGCAGCCACUUGUCAUGAGAAGGUUGUAAGUGUCCGAAAAGACCCCAGCGAAUCUCUCGGCAUGACCGUUGGAGGGGGAGCAUCACACAGGGACUGGGACUUGCCUAUCUAUGUCAUCAGUGUUGAGCCCGGAGGAGUCAUAAGCAGAGAUGGAAGAAUAAAAACAGGUGACAUUUUAUUGAAUGUGAAUGGCAUUGAGCUCACAGAGGUCAGCCGGACAGAGGCUGUUGCCAUCUUGAAGAGCACAUCCUCCUCAGUGGUCCUCAAAGCCUUGGAAGUCAAGGAACAGGAGACCCAGGGAGACUGCAGCCCAGCAUCCCUGGACUCCAACCACAACGUGACCCCGCCCGGUGACUGGUCCCCAUCCUGGGUCAUGUGGCUGGAAUUACCACAGUAUUUAUGUAACUGUAAAGACGUGAUAUUACGAAGAAACACAGCUGGAAGUCUGGGCUUCUGCAUCGUAGGAGGUUAUGAAGAAUACAGUGGUAACAAGCCCUUUUUUAUCAAAUCCAUCGUUGAAGGAACACCAGCAUAUAACGAUGGAAGAAUUAGAUGUGGUGACAUUCUUCUCGCUGUCAACGGUAGAAGUACAUCAGGCAUGGUACACGCUUGCUUGGCAAGGAUGCUCAAAGAACUUAAAGGGAGAAUUACUCUCACUCUUGCUUCUUGGCCUGGUACUUUUUUAUAAAGUCAGUGACGUAUCUUAGAAAAAUCACUGAUAGACUAGGUAAAAUUGUAUUUAUGUUGUCAAUUUUUAUAUGUAAAGAAUAUAUUGUAAAAAAUGCCAGAAAAAGUAUGAUAUUAUGAAAGCAAGUUAUACUUCAGAGAUGUUCACAAAAAUAAAAACUUAUAGUUUUUAUUUGGUGUGGAGGAUUUCUUGUCACUCCAAAUGUUUAUAUUUUUUUAUUCAAUA
Molecule: messenger RNA, 2792 nt
Organism: Acomys russatus (golden spiny mouse)
Lineage: Eukaryota; Metazoa; Chordata; Mammalia; Rodentia; Muridae
Gene: Lnx1
Product: ligand of numb-protein X 1
Exons: 12
Coding region: 372-2567 (731 amino acids)
Biological process (GO): ubiquitin-dependent protein catabolic process
Cellular component (GO): cytoplasm
Molecular function (GO): ubiquitin-protein transferase activity; protein binding
Source: RefSeq, a predicted model, not a curated record